AUGAACGGGAACUCCUCUGCGCCCAAGAGCCAUGAUGAUGCUACUACUACUGCUCCUCCGCAGAAGCGUCGACGCUUGUCGGCAUCGAAACCGCUCCACGACACUUCUGUACCUUCAGAAACAGAACGGCAUUCAUCACUUCGCAUUGAGAUUCACAAACUCUUUCACAAGGAUUCCAAAAGAGUUCGGCCUCUUCAAGAAACUCCGCCAAAUGAUGAAAUUCUCAACACCAAAGGCAAGUGCCAGAUCACCAUUUCUGAUGUGAGCGGAGGCUUUAUCAAUAUCGUCCAUCGUGUCAGUCAGAGUUGCGACAUAGUCUCUUACAAAAAUCCCUCGGGACCUCAUCGGAUUAUUUUCAUUAAACCACUAGAGUCGUUUGUUGUUCCUGAGGAAACCAUCCUGAUCAACAGGCAAGAUGAUCCGUCUCACGACUACUCGUCAUCUUACAAACUUGAUGUUGAGCUGAGCUCAAUCAAUGAUGGUAGCUGGCCACCACUCAACGCCCAGGAACUGGGAUUCACGGAAAGCCAGCCCCAAGCCAAGCCAUUGGCUGAUGCUGGUGAGCAGAAAUGGGUUCUGCACAGCGAAUUUCCCCAGAUCUUCGGAAGGUGUAAAAAUCCCGUCAAGCUCACAGCCGGCGUUCACCCAGAACGACCGGAGUGCCAUACCGAUUAUGUCAUGGACAUAAAUCUACGCUGGGCUACCGCGUUUAAGCCUAUUGACAAAACUGCCAACAGUUGCAUUACUGCUGUAGAUCCAGAUGCCGAGGAAAUUUAUACCAGCGAUAUUCUUGAACCUAUUCCUGACGAUCAACUCGACAGUGUGAGCCCUCUCGCUGUCGAAGAUGGCGUCAACGUUAUUGGCGACACGGGUGAAACCAACGAAAUCAACGGCGCCAGCGAAACCGAGGGCGUUGGCGAGAUACACGGAAUCAAUGAAACCAAUGGCAUCAAAGAAGUUGGAAUCGCCAAUGAUCAUGAAUCAGAUGGUGUCAAAGAAGCUGAAACCGCCAAUGAGCAUGAAAUGAAUGGCAUCAAAGAAGCUGAAAAAGCCAAUGAGCAUGAAACGAAUGGCAUCAAAGAAGCUGGAACCGCUAAUGAGCAUGAAACGAAUGGCGUAAAUGGCAUUCACCAUAUCACGCCCGAGCCCGAGCCCGAGCCUGAUAGCGCAAACGAUAUUCUUGACACGAGCGUCGUGAACGAAUACAGGCAUCUUAGCGAGGACUUGCCGCAUGCUCAUUCACGUGAUCAUUCACAGGACCAUUCUCAGGACCAUUCUCAGGACCAUUCUCAGGACCAUUCUCAGGACCAUUCUCAGGACCAUUCGCAGGACCAUUCUCAUGAUCUUGAGGGCGAGCUCGAAGGUGACCAAACACCGAACCGUCCCCUAAGAAAAAGAGCCAAUAACGUGAAUUAUAAUCUCAAAAAGUUGUCUGCCCAGGCUUCCGGCAAAGAGCGCAAGCCACGGGCGAAAGCCGGGCAAAAUGCGCAGGUUGAGGGUCGUGUCACAUAUCUGCCACCAAUCAACGACCCCGUACAUCUAGACUCCUGGCGGUGUUUUUCUUGCGGCUGUCCCAACGAUUCUUUAGAUGUCUUGCGAGCUCACUUGAAAAACUUUCAUCUUAACUACGACUAUGCUCUAGAAAUUACGAGCGAAGGGCCUCUGUUCCGUGUUACUCGCAUUUCUGGCCUUGCCGAUUUACCCACGAAGACAUUGCAGCUUGGCAAGCCGACAGGACCAUUCAACCUGAAAGAUUACAAUAAAGGCAACGAGUCGUGGAUAACCUCACGUUUAGGGCCGGAUCAUAGCGAGCCUGAUGUGUUAUCACCAGCGAAAGCCACUACAAAGAAACUGUUCGACAAGCCUGCUAUCAAACCUCCACAGCCCCUACCAGCAGCGCAAACUGUGGAACGGCGACAAGAGAAGAAGAAAGUUAUCAUCCCUGAUUCAUCACAACCACUAUUCGACCCCACGAGCAAAGCUCGCCUCAAACCUGGCGAUGAGCUGCCGAAACCUGCAGUGGAUAACAAGUGGUUACUUCAGAAGCAUCGCGAGGGAAUCGGGGAGUUCUCAGACGUAUCACCAGAGGAGAAGGAGUAUAUCUGCAGGUGGGAUGCUUUUAUGCUGCAGCAAAACGUUACUUCUAGAGCAUACUUUCGACGGUCUUGGCUCAAGUUUGUCAAAGACAACGCAUUAUGGCUGGCGAGUGUAGGUCAUCGAAUGAUCGAGUUCGGCAAACACUUGUGUGUGCUGAUGGCGAAAGAUGUUCUGGAUGACCAGUGCGUUGAUAGUGCCUAUAGGCUGAUUGAAGACGCAAGGACUCAGUUGAAGUCUGGCGGUUGUGACGAGGAGAUGGGUAAUAUCAGAACCGCACCGGGGGACAGUCCGUCGAAACAGCUACCCCGAACUUCACACAUCACGAAAGGCGCGAAUGGAUGCACAAUCUGCAAGUUGCCUGUUCUCGGUCCCUCUCUACUGAUUUGCUCAAACAAGGUAAUGCAUGUUCUACCAUGA
This is a messenger RNA of Fusarium coffeatum, 2514 nucleotides long. RefSeq lists its product as uncharacterized. The transcript has a single exon. Bases 1 to 2514 code for a protein of 837 amino acids. Lineage: Eukaryota; Fungi; Ascomycota; Sordariomycetes; Hypocreales; Nectriaceae. The record is from RefSeq and is a predicted model, not a curated record.